GUGGUGGUUUCCAAGCCGGUGUUAGCAAUGCUAUUCAAAUCUCCAUGAGGUUUAGCUGUGAUUUUUUGUCAUUUCAGGAGUUAGUUUGCUUGCUUAAAGACAGAUUAAAGUGAUCAGCUAAUUAGUAACGACAAGUAAAGUGGAAAACGUGGAGAGUCAGUGGCGGCUAAAUGUUUAGCCCUGAACUAGUCAGACUUCUAGGAUUGUACGUGUCCACAUUAGGAUCAGUUCACUAACAGUCCUCUAGUGGAGAGGAGGCCUGCAGUCAUGGCAGGCAGAGGCCGGGGAGUAGCUGCCUUCACCUUCAACAUCGACGCUCUGGGCAUCAGCAGGGGCAGCAUGCCAGAAGCCAGGGUGGGGCCCAGUCCGCUGUUUCCAAGCACAGACUUUAAACCAGUCCCGCUGAAAGCUGGUGAAGACGAGGACUACAUGCUGGCCUUAAAACAGGAGAUGAGGGGAACAAUGCAACGGCUGCCGCACAACAUCAAGCUUCAGUCCAAUAAAUCAGAAGUGGAGAAAUAUACUGAGCGAUACCUGAAGCAAAGUCAGAUUGAGGAUGAAGAAUGGACUCCAGACUGGAACCUCUUUCCAAAAGAAUUGAUGCCACAAAUUAAAAGAACUCGUGCUAAAGCAGGCACCAAGAAGAAAACAGUGAAGAUAUCACGCAAAGACACAGAGGACAUGCUGAACAAGUUAGACGCACUAGCAAAGAAAGAUGAUGGAAACCCUGAAAAUUCCGAUGAAGAGACUGAAAAGAAACCCAAGAAUGAGGAGGAAGAGGAAAUUGAAGCAGAAGAAUACGAUGAAGAGGAUAUUGAAGAGGAAAACGACUACAUUGACAGCUAUUUCGACAAUGGAGAAGAUUUUGCUGCAGGCAGCGAUGACAACAUGGACGGUGAAGCGACAUACUGAGACAGACAGCGUGGCUCAGCCGUUCAAACUCAAGCAAGCAUUGAAUUAAACAGCCAUUAUGUGGUUGUCUCUAUUGGUUAAAUAUUGUAAAUACGUUGGGAAAACUUGUUUACAAGAGUGAUGCUCUGUUUGCUUUAUUUUUGUGUGAUCUUAAGAAGUGAGCUCUGUUUGAAAAAAAAAAUGUAAAUAAGAAAUGCAAAACUAUGUGCACACUGGCAAUAAUUUAUUCAAAAUAGAUGUAUUUAUUCUUCAGCCUGUAGACAGAUUCCACAGGUUGAAAGGCACAUACUGUCAACAACAUGUAAAUGCUUUGUCAUAAAAUAUCAAGUGAACACAGUGAUAAAAUAAAAGGGCUAUAUACCAAAGUCUAAAAUUUCACAUAAUUACAAAUAUGAGUCACUGUGGGAAUACUGUGCAUCUCCCAUUUUUCUCACCAUGCUCUUCGAGGUUUGUUUUUUUUCUUCUUUUUACAAAAAAAAUGCAGUUUUCUCCAGGCAAGCUAAAAGCAAGGACAGAUCCAAGCAACUUGAAAUUCAUAAACAUAAUUUAUCUGAUAAUCAAUACUGAUAAUGUAAGUAGAAAUUAAUGCUCAAUCUUGAAAUAAAUUAAUUCUAAUUCAACACAGUGGCAGCAAUCUUACUUUUCCAACAAACAAUAUUGGAAAAUUCACUAUAUUACUAGUAUGGCAAAAAAAAAAUACAGCUGGUCCAAACCAAAUCCACAGAAUGAACGAUUCACUGAAAAGGUGGCCACUGGACCAUCAUUGGAUCAAAUGAGACAAACUAGUGUUGGUAUCUGUCUUGGUCUGUUUGUGUGCACCGUGGAUGAUGGCAAAAGCACCACCUAAUUCUACUGGAUACAUGAUUAAACUCUUGAAAUUCAUAAAUUUUGAAAAAGUUCAACCUAGCCUAAUAUUUGUUAGUCAAACCAGACACAAAUCUGGGACAGAGUUGGACCCAUUUUUUUAGUCCUUCAGCACUUCUUGUUGAAAAGGAUGUAAAUGUAAAUGUACAAACACAAGGAACAACUGUGGCCACACCCGUAUUCCUCCUCUCCCAGUUCUUUAAAAUGUCUGUUCCCACAACAUCCCAGCCCGAAAGAUUGCACUGAUGUAUGUAGCAAUUACUCGAAAAUGGGAACAUCCAUCAAGCUUUAUUAGGUCUCUGAGUUAACAAUUUGUAUGUAAAAUUAAAA
This is a messenger RNA of Stegastes partitus (bicolor damselfish), 2106 nucleotides long. RefSeq names its product polymerase (RNA) III (DNA directed) polypeptide G (gene polr3g). The record is from RefSeq and is a predicted model, not a curated record. Gene Ontology annotation, biological process: transcription by RNA polymerase III. The coding region runs from base 268 to 912 and encodes 214 amino acids. Gene Ontology annotation, cellular component: RNA polymerase III complex. Lineage: Eukaryota; Metazoa; Chordata; Actinopteri; Pomacentridae. The transcript is spliced from 8 exons.